Molecule: messenger RNA, 1842 nt
Organism: Lithohypha guttulata
Lineage: Eukaryota; Fungi; Ascomycota; Eurotiomycetes; Chaetothyriales; Trichomeriaceae
Exons: 4
Coding region: 1-1842 (613 amino acids)
Source: RefSeq, a predicted model, not a curated record
AUGGCCCAGCUGUAUCGAACUCUUACCGGCUCGUCGCAGAAAUCAGGUCAGACCAAUGGGUCUGGUCUAGCACCUCCGGACCUGGCCCAGAUCACAACUACGAAUACUCGAACUGGUGUGCUGAACCAUCUCUCAGAGCAUCAGGCCUCGUUGCUCGACGAAUUCAAAGAAAGGCUACAGAAAGACGAUACUGAAAAAUGGAUGAAAGAGCAACGCGUUGAGGAACUCUACGAGCACUUUGACGUUGAUUUCUUCGAAAGAGCAAGGACGCUGUACCCGCAAUGGACCGGCCAUCGCGACCGUCGAGGAAUUCCUGUCUACGUCUACGAAAUCAAGGGCUUGGAUACUAAGAGCGUCGACAAAUACCAGAAAGAGUCAGCUGCGUACAAGGCGAAGCUGCCCAACCACAAAGACCUCUCUACUGCCCCGAAGCUUCUUCCACUUUUUGCUCUUUACCACAACCUACUCAACUUCAUCCUCCCAUUUGUCUCAACGUUGGAGAGACCGAAGCCUGAAAUACCUGUGACGAAUUCUACCAACAUCGUCGAUAUCCAUGGUGUUAGUCUAAGGCAAUUCUGGAAUCUCAAAAACCACAUGCAAGACGCUAGUGUCCUUGCGACUGCUCACUACCCAGAAACAUUGGACCGCAUCUUUAUCAUUGGUGCGCCAAGUUUCUUUCCAACCGUAUGGAGCUGGAUCAAGCGCUGGUUCGAUCCCGUUACUGUCUCCAAAAUAUUCAUCUUAAGCAAAGCUGAGGUCACGCCAACUCUGGAGAAGUUCAUGGACCCUACAUCGAUACCGAAAAAAUAUGGAGGUCAGUUAGACUGGCAGUGGGGCGAUAUACCGAACCUUGACGCUGAAACUCGUGCUGCUCUUGAACGAGAUGGUAAUAAAGGUUGGGUCAAAGGUCCAGCUCUGUGGCUGAAUGGUGAACGAGUCGUGGUCGGCUCAGAAAACGGCAAGCUCAGAAGAAGUGAUAGAGAAAUCGCUGAAAAGAAGCCUAUUGUCUACGCUGCCGAUUACACAGAGGCGCCUGUCCACCCCGAUAAAAGGCUUUCCGUUGUCUCAAGCGGUCGUAAAAAGAGCUUGGAUGUUGCUACAAAUCCAACCGCGAACGGCCAUAUCUCGAAGCCUUCACCGAGUCCACUACCGGAGGAGGACAGGCAAUCGACAUUACCUUCUCCUGGAACAGGAGCAACUGUAUCUGCUAGUGCUGGCGCAACCAGGCAUGCUCAACCACCGCCAGCGCGAGAGCAACAAGCACCCUCUCAUAUACCGACGGCAGAAAUCCGAACUGCACCUAUGGCCGAUUUGCAAGUCCACUUGCCCAGUAACCAGGCAGCACUGCCCGCAACAACAGCUGAAUACAUCAGUCCUACUAAGUCCGCCGAACAGGUCGCACCUCCACAAGCAUCCCCUUCAGUAUCGUUACCCACCUCGGCACCAACCGAGCAGCUCGAGACUUACGAGUCAAGAGCGCAUGGUACAGGCGCCUCAGCAGCAGAGACUGCUGCAGCCACGUUCGUCUCGUCCCAAUCCACGACUAUGAACGACAUAUCGGCGGCUCCUCCUGGCCACACUCAGCCUGGUCCACUAUCUGCGCAUACAGCCGAGGUCAGCCGGGCCAUUGCUCGCAAGCUUGAGCUCGAAUCUACUGUCACCAUACCCGCUACAGCAAACGGCGCAUUACCACAUCCGGACGUCGUCGUUGCCAGUGAUGCUAGCAAAGGUCUAGCUAUGGAGGCCGAGAAGCUUUCUCUGAGCAAUACACACAAGAGUCUGCACGCGGGCCGACCUCAGCCUGAACGCUUCGUCACGGCUCUUGAAGUUCCGCAAAACUGA